Daucus carota subsp. sativus is the source of this 1872-nucleotide messenger RNA. RefSeq lists its product as uncharacterized. NCBI's taxonomy places the organism in Eukaryota, Viridiplantae, Streptophyta, Magnoliopsida, Apiales, Apiaceae. The record is from RefSeq and is a predicted model, not a curated record. The transcript has 6 exons. The coding region runs from base 220 to 1416 and encodes 398 amino acids.
GAAAGUAAAAGUAUUCACGCAACAGAGCAUCUGUAAUAAGACGAGACGAGAGCAAGUACUAAAAAAAAUAAAGACACGAGAUCCCAAACACAGCACAUCUAGCGAGAGACAGAGAGACCGCAUCUAGCGAGAGACAGAGGAGAGAGAUCGGAGAAUCCUUAUUCCGGCGGCGGUUGGGCGGUGGGGAUUUGGGUUUGCAAAUAACGGAUUUUGAAGAGAAUGGCUUAUAGAAGAAGGCAAGGACAGGGAUUAGGAAGGGAUUGGAAACCGACGUCGUUUAAAGAAGAAAAUAAUGAAACUUCUUCAUCUUCAACACCCACAUCUCCAUCUCUUGUAGCCAAAGCCAUUAGAGCAUCUUCUUCUUAUAAAGACUCUUCUCUCUCCUCUGCUUAUUACCCUUCUCUCUCUUCCCCUGUUUCUCAUUCCCCUGCUUCUCCACCUGUUAUUAAGGAUUCUCCUACAUAUCAAUCUUCUUCUUCAAAGCAAUCAUUUUGGGGGGUUCUUGCUCGUAAAGCAAAAGGGAUUAUUGAUGAUAACGAUGGAGGUGGAGGUGGAAUUAAUUCACCAAGAGCUCCCUUAUCCGAGUCAACUACUCCCAAAGCUCAGUAUUAUCAUACAACUGAAGCUCAGACUCGUCGGAAACCUGACAAUCCUUCUAUACAGAAGGGCCUAGAUGCAAUUACUUCAUCCCUCAAUUAUCUUGGGGGCACUAUAGGCAAUGCUUUUGAGGAAGGGCUUACAAUGGUUGAAAAUCGAACAGCAGAUAUCAUUCAGGAGACUCGAAAGAUUCAAAUAAAGAAAAAGGAUCGCAAUUUUGAUGUCCAAAAUCAGAAUUCAAAUAUUUAUGGUCAGCGGCAACAACUCUCUGUGCAGACUCAUACGCAGCCACAGACGCCUGCAGAUCUAGAAAUACAACUGAAGGCAUCCCGAGACGUUGCGAUGGCAAUGGCUGCUAAAGCAAAGCUUCUUCUUCGGGAGCUGAAAACGGUCAAAGCAGAUUUAGCGUUUGCAAAAGAACGGUGUGGUCAGCUGGAAGAGGAAAAUAGAGUUAUCAGAGAGAGUAGCGCAAAAGGAGGUGGCCCCGAAGAUGAUGAUUUGAUACGGCUUCAACUUGAGACACUUCUAGCUGAGAAAGCUCGGUUGGCACAGGAGAACUCGGUCUUUGCACGAGAAAACCGUUUUCUCAGGGAAAUUGUGGAGUACCACCAGUUAACGAUGCAGGAUGUUGUAUAUUUGGAUGAGAACAACGAAGAGGUAACUGAGGUUUACCCCAUUAAAGUUCCAUCAGUACUUAAUGCGCAAACAUCCAGCACAACAGCGACUUCACUCCCCUCCCCAACUCCACCACCUGCUGCUCAGCUUACUGCUAGUCCACAAGCAUCAAAAGAAGUUUCUCCUUUUCAAGUACCACCAUGAAAUUACGUAAUUUGUCAUACGAAGAUCUACCAUAUCCUCAUAUUUAUGGUAAUCCAUUGUUGUUCUAGGAUGGAGCCCUUUUUGGCAAUUGUUUAUUGUACUUCACGUGGUUUGCAGAUUUUUUAUGUAGCGUCAACACUUUGAAAGUUAGCCUACAGGAAGUGUAAAGAAGAAAUUACAUCCUUCUGCUGGUCUUUGUGAAAGUUCAUCCGAGGUCCAUUCUGGUGUGUACAUUAUUAAUGCGAGCUUAUUGUAUACAAAAUCGAACUGGGUGGUUUGGUCCUGUUGAAGUGCUGUAGACAAAAAUAAUAAAUCUAUGUAUAUUUUGAAUUUCGCACUUGUGGGCAAGAUUAGUGACUCCUGAACACCAUUUCGUUCUGAUGGUUGUGAAUGAACGGGUGACAGUGAAAUGAAAUUUGUACUAUUUUAUUGGUAAAAUCUUCAUAAUUUGUUUUA